Ostertagia ostertagi is the source of this 831-nucleotide messenger RNA. The record is from the annotation of a GenBank genome assembly. NCBI's taxonomy places the organism in Eukaryota, Metazoa, Nematoda, Chromadorea, Rhabditida, Trichostrongylidae.
GUUACUUACUUCCUUAUUUUCAGAGGAUGUAACGGCUCCAUUCUCCAUUAUGGACACGCCAAUGCCCCCAAUGAAAAGGAGAUCCACGAUGGUGAUAUGUGUCUUUUCGAUAUGGGACCAGAGUACAACUGCUACGCGUCUGAUGUUACGACAUCAUUUCCUGCAAACGGAAAGUUCACUGACAAACAGAAAGUAAUAUAUAAUGCAGUGCUUGAAGCCAAUCAAGCCGUCUUCAAGGCAGCCAAACCAGGUGUCCGUUAUACUGAUAUGCAUAUCCUUGCUGAAAAGGUCAUACUCACACAUCUCAAACAGGCCGGGCUGCUUACAGGUGAAGUUGAUGAGAUGAUUAACGCAAGGCUUGGGGCCGUAUUUUUGCCUCAUGGCCUUGGUCAUUUCAUUGGUCUCGAUGUACAUGACUGUGGAGGAUAUCUCGGGGAUGCACUGCCGCGCUCGAAUCUUCCUGGUCUAAAAUCCUUACGCACUACUAGGACACUGAAAGAAAGAAUGGUGAUCACAAUCGAGCCUGGUUGUUAUUUUAUUGACACACUGCUUGAUGCCGCAUUCAAGGAUCCGAAGCUAGCGAAAUUUCUUGUGAAAGCAGAAAUCGACAAAUAUCGUGGACAAGGAGGGGUUCGUAUCGAGGACGACGUAAUCAUUUGGGAGAAGGGCAACGAAAGCAUGAGCGACGUACCGAGAACUGUUGAGGAGAUCGAGCAAUUCAUGUCAUCAGGAGUGUGCAACGAUUCCCCAAUAAGGAGAGCAUACGUGACCAUCUCAACAAGCACUAAACACCCAAGUCCUCCGCUCCUCUCUGGCAACAUGACCCUGUGA